AUGCCCGCCAACCACGUCCUCCUGGCCUCCGGCGCCGUCGUCGCCGUCUCCGCCGUCGUCGCCGCCGCCAUCGCCAUCUACGAGUCCCCCGAGUUGCGCCGCUACACCGACGACGUCCGCCGCCGCAUCGCCGUCGCCCUGCAGGCCCUCGGCGACAACAUCCAGCCCCCCGUCCGCGAGCCCCUCUUCAACCGGCCCGAGGACGCCGACGGCUUCCUCCAGUCCCGCCGCGGACCGGGCGCCGAGCCUGGCGUCGACGCCGACGACGCCACCCGCCGCAGCCAGCGAGAGGAGCUCAUGUACUGGAACUCGGUCCGCUUGCAGCGCCAGCUCGAGCAGGAGCUCGCCAAGCACGCCGAUACCGAGGCCGCCGCCCCCGCCCCUGCGGCUAUCGAGGGUCGUCCGCCAGCAGGGCCUAGGGGCACCUCGUUUGAUGAUUUCUUGAAGCCGGCGACGCAUGGCGGGGAGUCCGGCGCGUACGUCGUCAGCAGCGGCGCGCAGACGACAGCACACGAACACGGUACCGGCCAGCAGCAGCUCCGACACCGCGGCGAGGGUGCUGGCACCCGCGGCUUCUCCGCCGCCGCCGUCUACUCCAACCCCUUCAGCGACGAGCACCACAUCGACCCGGAGGAGUUUGCCAACAUGGGCCUCGGCACCGGCCGGCUGGUGCCUGAGAGUCCGAGCGACAUCUACAGCGCCACCACCCGCGAAGAGGACCGCCAGACGACGACGACGACGACGACCGCCACCAUGGAGGCGGAGACACCCUCGCUCAUCGACUUUGGCACCACCGAGACUGUGCCUGACGCUGACGUCCCGGAGGAGGCGUACGCCUCGAUCCAGGCCUGGGCGCGCGACUCGGGCCUGUACUCCCCGCUGCCCGUCACCCCCGGCGCGCCCGUCUCCGAGGCCGAGAUCCUCAGCGACGGCGAGCUCACGCCCACCGACUCCGUGUCCGUCGUAGACGUCGCCGACGAGGCGCACUCUUCGCACGCGGGCGACGCUAGUAGGCCGUACGACGUGCUGAGCGAGACGGACGGCAUGCUGACGCCGGCCAGCUGGUCCGAGGUGGGCAGCCAGGUCAGCGAGAGCGAGCAUCCGCACGCCCAGCACGCAUAG
Cordyceps fumosorosea ARSEF 2679 is the source of this 1122-nucleotide messenger RNA. RefSeq lists its product as hypothetical. The transcript has a single exon. The coding region runs from base 1 to 1122 and encodes 373 amino acids. NCBI's taxonomy places the organism in Eukaryota, Fungi, Ascomycota, Sordariomycetes, Hypocreales, Cordycipitaceae. The record is from RefSeq and is a predicted model, not a curated record.